Chrysemys picta bellii (western painted turtle) is the source of this 3289-nucleotide messenger RNA. It is a transcript of the gene ITGB5, whose product is annotated as integrin subunit beta 5. Gene Ontology annotation, molecular function: integrin binding. The record is from RefSeq and is a predicted model, not a curated record. Gene Ontology annotation, biological process: cell migration; cell-matrix adhesion; integrin-mediated signaling pathway. Gene Ontology annotation, cellular component: cell surface; integrin complex; focal adhesion. Lineage: Eukaryota; Metazoa; Chordata; Testudines; Emydidae.
CGAGGGAGAAAUGAAGGGAUUAAUCCGAGGCUUGGGAAACUUGGCUGCGACCAGGGAGGUCCCGCCACGCACUCUCUGAGCCCGUGGCGCUGCACUCCAGGCCGGUGCCCCGCUGCUGAUGGCAGGGGAGGGGAUCCCCUGAGGCGCGGCAGGGCUCGCUGCAUGGUCCCCCGGGGCGCGGGGCAUGCUCUGCGCCCGGCCCGCCUCGCCUAGCGCCGGCCGCUGUGACCUGUUCGCCGGGGCAGUAAUGCGCGCCGGGCAGCCCGGGCUCGCUGCCUCCCGCCGGCCAGGCAGCUGCGACUCCAGCUGCGGCCGCUGCUAGCUCGGCGGGCUCUGCCGUCCCCAGCUGUAGCACAACCCCACCUCCAGCUGCAGCCACUAUGCCCCGGAGACGGGGGCUCUCUUCCCCCAGCGCCGCCUGCCUCUUCAUCCUCUCCUCCCUGCUCCACCACCUCAGGGGUCUCAAUAUUUGCACAAGUGGAAGUGCUACUUCCUGUGAAGAGUGCCUGCUCAUUCAUCCAAAAUGCGCUUGGUGCUCCAAAGAGGAAUUUGGCAGCACAAAAUUCAUCACAUCGAGGUGCGACUUCGUAGAAAACCUGAUUACGAAUGGCUGUGCAGGGGAACUUGAGACUCCCAAAAGCAGCAUUAACAUAGUGGAGAAUCUUCCUCUAAGUAGCAAGGGCUCUAGCUUGACCCUUUCGGAUGUUACACAAAUAAUGCCUCAGAAGAUCUCGUUGAAUCUGCGGCCUGGUGACAAGACCUCCUUCCGAGUGCAGGUUCGUCAGGUAGAAGACUAUCCUGUGGAUUUGUAUUACUUGAUGGAUCUCUCGCUAUCCAUGAAGGAUGACCUGGAUAACAUUCGGAAUCUGGGAACCAAGCUGGCUGAGGAGAUGAGGAAGCUCACCAGCAAUUUCCGGCUGGGGUUUGGGUCAUUUGUUGACAAAAAUAUUUCUCCUUUCUCCUACACAGCUCCGCGAUAUCAAAACAAUCCCUGCAUUGGUUACAAGUUAUUUCCACACUGUGUCCCAUCUUUUGGAUUCCGCCAUCUCUUGUCCCUCACGGAUAAAGUGGACCGUUUCAAUGAAGAAGUUCAGAAACAGAAGGUUUCCCGGAACAGAGAUGCUCCAGAAGGUGGCUUUGAUGCAAUCCUGCAGGCUUCUGUGUGCAAGGAAAAGAUUGGCUGGCGGAAAGAGGCCUCUCACUUGCUGGUCUUUACAACGGAUGAUGUGCCACACAUAGCACUGGAUGGGAAGUUAGGUGGGCUGGUCCAGCCACAUGAUGGCCAGUGUCACCUGAAUGAGGCGAAUGAAUACAGUGCGUCCAACCAGCUGGAUUAUCCUUCCCUGGCACUUCUUGGGGAGAAACUGGCUGAAAACAACAUUCACCUCAUUUUUGCUGUGACAAAAGCUCAUUAUAUCCUUUACAAGAAUUUUACAGCACUAAUUCCCGGAACGACAGUGGAGAUUUUACAUCAAGACUCCAACAACAUUAUCCAGCUGAUAGUCAAGGCAUACAAUAGUAUUCGGUCUAAAGUAGAACUGACCGUUUGGGACAAUCCUGAGGAUGUCAGCCUGACCUUCACAGCUACGUGCCAAGACGGUUUGUUGUAUCCUGGACUCAGGAAGUGUGCAGAUCUCCAAAUCGGAGACACAGUUUCCUUUGAGGUGUCUGUCGAAGCUCGGAGCUGCCCUGCCGAGAACACCUCGCACACUUUCACCAUAAAGCCAGCUGGGUUCCGGGACACUCUGGAGGUGGAGGUUGCUUACAACUGCACUUGUGGAUGUACGAAGCAGAUGGAACGGAACAGCAGCAAGUGCAGUGGGAAUGGGACUUACACAUGUGGAUUAUGUGAAUGUGACUCAGGCUAUUUGGGAUCCAAGUGUGAAUGUGAAGAGGGAGAGAGCGGGAACAUGUAUCAGAACAUGUGCCGGGAGGCUGAAGGCAAACCUGUCUGCAGUGGCAGGGGGGAAUGCAGCUGCAACCAGUGCAUCUGCUACAAGAGUGAGUUUGGAAGGAUCUACGGGUUGUUCUGUGAGUGCAAUGACUUCUCCUGUGCCAGAUACAAGGGUGUCCUCUGUUCAGGCCAUGGAGAGUGUCACUGUGGGGAGUGCAAGUGCCAUGCUGGUUACAUCGGAGACAACUGCAACUGCUCGACGGAGACUAACCGUUGCAUUUCGAAUGACAGUCAGAUGUGCAGCGGCAGAGGCAACUGUGUCUGUGGGAAAUGCCAAUGCACCGAGCCCGGAGCCUUUGGAGAGACAUGCGAGAAAUGUCCUACCUGCCCAGGUGCCUGCAGCACUAAAAGGGACUGCAUUGAGUGCAUGUUACAUAACUCAGGAGGACUGGCUGAUAACCAAACCUGCCCAAAACACUGCAAGGAUGAGAUCAUUACACGUGUGGAUGUCCUCAAAACAGAUGACCAGCACUCGGUCCUGUGUGUCUACCCCAUGAAUGACUGUGUGAUGAAGUUCACCUACUCGGAACUUCCCAGUGGAAAGUCCAAUCUCACCGUCCUCAAAAAGCCAGAGUGUGGUUCUGCACCCAACGCCCUGACCAUCUUGCUGGCCGUGGUGGGCAGCAUCUUACUGAUAGGAAUUGUACUUCUGGUUGUCUGGAAGCUGCUUGUCACCAUUCACGACAGACGGGAGUUUGCCAGAUUCCAGAGCGAACGCUCCCGGGCGAGAUAUGAAAUGGCAUCCAAUCCUCUUUACCGAAAGCCUAUUUCUACGCAUAGCUUAGAUUUCACAUUCAACAAGCUAAGUAAGUCCUAUAAUGGCACAAUUGAUUGACUGCAUAUGAGAAAUCUGACGCAACCAGAACUGGAGUGCUGUGGACAAUUGCUUGACUUUGUGCUGCUUCCUGAAUUGAAGCUGGAAUCCUUUUCAGUGGAGAAUACCUUUAAAGCAAGACUGAUCAUUGACAGAAGGCUGUUAUUUGCACAGUAAAGACAAGUGGCUCAGCAGGGCAUGUGCUGUAUGAUUCCUGGACACAAAGACAUGCUCCUGGGCUCAUUGACUCUGAGAGGUGCGGAACUCUUCAUACCCCAGCUUUUUGGAUACCUUAAACCCUCCAGCUCAGCGAAACAAGUGCCAUAUUGCAGCUUCAGACAUAUACCAGUAGAAGAGGAGACUAGGCCAAAUUCAGGGGAGACCUUGCCAUUGCAAGUCUUUAGGGGAAAAUUAGCUUAAACGGGGUGUUGGAAGCAGUUGUGUAAAAAACUAGGACCCAGGUGUUCUGCAGUCUUUAGAAUCUUUUUUUAUAUUAAAAAAAUAAAACUGUUGUGCAUAUA